This is a messenger RNA of Telopea speciosissima, 491 nucleotides long. RefSeq names its product 60S ribosomal protein L6-like. Gene Ontology annotation, molecular function: structural constituent of ribosome; RNA binding. The record is from RefSeq and is a predicted model, not a curated record. Gene Ontology annotation, biological process: ribosomal large subunit assembly; cytoplasmic translation. The transcript has a single exon. The coding region runs from base 81 to 491 and encodes 136 amino acids. Gene Ontology annotation, cellular component: cytosolic large ribosomal subunit; ribosome. NCBI's taxonomy places the organism in Eukaryota, Viridiplantae, Streptophyta, Magnoliopsida, Proteales, Proteaceae.
UCCUCUCGAUUGUUGGUCAUUUCGCUCAACUUAGGGUUUGAGGAGCUUACACAUUCAGGAGGGACUUCGAAGCUUCAUCAAUGGCGCCGAAGGAGAGGAAGCCUAGGGUUACCAGAAACCCAGAUCUGAUACGUGGUGUGGGCAAGCACUCGCGAUCGAAGAUGUACCACAAGCGUGGUCACUGGGCUAUCAAGGCUAAGAACGGCGGUGACUUCCCCCAACACGAUGCUAAGCCGAUGGCACCAAAAGCAGAAGAAAAGCCUCUGAAGUUCUAUCGUGCUGAUGAUGUUAAAAAGCCCCUUGUUAACAAGCGUAAGCCUAAGCCUACUAUGCUCAGGGCAAGCAUCACUCUUGGAACUGUUCUGAUCAUCCUUGCCGAGAGAUUUAAGGGGAAAAGAGUUGUUUUCCUGAAGCAACUUCCAUCUGGACUAUUUCUCGUUACUAGACCAUUCAAGAUUAACGGUGUUGCUCUUCCCCUUUUAUUCCCAUAA